GAGAAUAUGAAAUGUGUUGUGCAGGAAUCAGUUAUAAGAAAAUGUGAUGAAUUUGUAAUUAAUUUUAUCAAUUCGAAUACAUCGCGGGUUAUGGGGAAUAUCUUUCAUGAUAAAAAUUGGAAAGAAACUGAGGCUGAACUUGUAAAAGUAACUGAUCGCAUUCUUGGUACACUUGGUGAGAUAUUGAACAAUCCCGCAUUUUCGACCAGUGCAUCUCGUAGUGAGCAGAGUGAGGGAACAUAUAUAACUGAUGUAAUAGUUCCUCUGCUUCGUUCGACUUUGGGAAAUCUUCCAAAUGGUAUGGAUGAGAUGCGCAUAGGGAAGAAACCUGAUAUUAUGGGCUUGCUAAAAAGUGAUGAAAAAAGUAUAGAGUUGCUGUAUAUCGAGUCUUCACGCAUCAUCUGCAGUAAGUCAAAAAAAGAUGACGAUGAUGUGAAACUAUGGAGAGAAACUUUAGACGGGGCGAGUUUCAUAGGAUUAUCAUGUAGACCUUCUCAUCAGUUCGGAGUCGUUGGGAUUCAAGUUGCUGGUACGGUUAUGCGUUUAAAUGUUCUUGUGAAGGAUUCAGCUGGCAUACCGCGCG
Molecule: messenger RNA, 583 nt
Organism: Paraglomus occultum
Lineage: Eukaryota; Fungi; Glomeromycota; Glomeromycetes; Paraglomerales; Paraglomeraceae
Source: the annotation of a GenBank genome assembly